Molecule: messenger RNA, 1023 nt
Organism: Gambusia affinis (western mosquitofish)
Lineage: Eukaryota; Metazoa; Chordata; Actinopteri; Cyprinodontiformes; Poeciliidae
Gene: cart4
Product: cocaine- and amphetamine-regulated transcript 4
Exons: 4
Coding region: 123-446 (107 amino acids)
Biological process (GO): positive regulation of MAPK cascade; G protein-coupled receptor signaling pathway; adult feeding behavior
Molecular function (GO): neuropeptide hormone activity
Source: RefSeq, a predicted model, not a curated record
AAGCAGAAAACUUGAAGACGGAAACACCGUUUAACCACAACGGAGCCGCAGACGAAGAAAUCAAACGUUUUUCUCAUCAGUUUUAAAUUAUUUUCCACAUUUAAAGUGUUCUAACUCUGGAGAUGGAGAGCCUGCGAGCCGUCGUCUACCUGUCCAUCUUCCUGUCGGCGAUGUCAUCCGUUUGUCAGGGUGAAAGGUCAACUGAGGGUCAGCUGCCGUCGGCACCGGACGAGCCGACCUUUGGAUUUGAACUGGCUGAAGCUCUGCAGGGUCUCCUGGACGAAGCUGACAGCAGAGUCGGCCUCUCUGUGGAGAAGAAGGCCAGCGUCAUCCCCAGGUGCGAUGUGGGCGAGCGCUGUGCGAUGAAACACGGACCUCGGAUCGGCCGGCUCUGCGACUGCCUGAGAGGAACGGCCUGCAACACCUUCUUCCUGCGCUGCUACUGAUCGUUACUUUAAUCCUGUGAGGAGGUGAAAUUUAAUCGUUAAUCUAUAAUCGGGUCAAACAGAGCCGGUCCUCACAGAUAGAAGUACGGACCGACUCCCUCCUGUUCGUCUCGGUGUUUUUGUGUUUUUGUUUUAAAGUUUCUGUCUGUAAUUCAGAUUUGUUGGUUUUUGUUAGUAAAGGUUUUUUCCAAAGCUGCGUUAUGGAAAUGAUUUUAUGAUUUUUUUAUUUUAUUUUAUUUUUUUUUUAUGUAAUUUGUUCGCCUGACAAGUCAAACACAAACUUUUGUCGUCAGAUAAAUUUUAAAUAUUUCUUUAACACAUAAAUGUGGAUUAUUGUAUUUAUUCUUGAAGCACAGCUGUAAACAUUUAGUUUAGGUUGUUUGUCUUUCUCUGUUUAUUUUUAAAGUAUCUGAAAUUCAAUGUUUACUUUAAGUAUAUUGUGUGUUCUCUAUAUACAGUUAUUUGAAACAGAUGUUGUAGAUAUUCUUUAUCUGCCUAUUUGUAUGUUUGUGUCUGUGAAUCUUUAUCUUUUUGGAAUUAAAUAAAUGGUGGUGUACCACAAAGCUCACUACAAAGA